AUGUCUCUUAUUUCAGCUGCUGAUUUUGAUCUUCGAACGUUGCAGACUGUUCUCAACUAUGAAGAACUGGUGAAGACCUUCGUUGGAAAACGUGCCACCUUUGAGGCUGCAUUGCAUCAGGGUUAUCCUCAAGUCGUCUUGAUGCAAAUGCUGCCGUGGCCUGGCUGCUUGAUGCACGCGCGAGCCUUUGCACACCGGUUAAACAACAAACACAAAGACAUCAAGCCUUCAAACAUCUUGGUCAAGGAUAGCCAUAUCUAUUUGGCUGAUUCCGGCAUCCCAAAAGACGACGUUCCAGACGAUCUGGAGGGAAACGCAAGCUUUUCUGUCUGGGGGUAUCGGUUUACCGCGCUCCCGAAAUUCGGCCAGACCAUCCCCAGGCUCGCGGCACCAAAUCUGACGUGUUCUCACUGGGGUCGGUCACUGCAAGAUUUCCAAGAAUCACGAAAGGUCACAACUGAAGACGGCGAGACGAUCGCCUUUCGGGCCAAUUGGCCCCAGGUCCACGACUGGCUCGGCGACUUGCGUGGUCAAGGUGUGCACCCUGUGGUCGACAUCCUGAUUUACAACACCGCGAGCAUGCUCUGUGACGACCCGGAAUGGAGGGAUUCGACGCUCGUCAUCGCUACUCUUGACACCGAAGGCGCACACGAUGUCUAA
Fonsecaea monophora is the source of this 660-nucleotide messenger RNA. RefSeq lists its product as hypothetical. The transcript is spliced from 4 exons. The coding region runs from base 1 to 660 and encodes 219 amino acids. The record is from RefSeq and is a predicted model, not a curated record. NCBI's taxonomy places the organism in Eukaryota, Fungi, Ascomycota, Eurotiomycetes, Chaetothyriales, Herpotrichiellaceae.